Scheffersomyces coipomensis is the source of this 2973-nucleotide messenger RNA. RefSeq names its product protein phosphatase regulator (gene BUD14). NCBI's taxonomy places the organism in Eukaryota, Fungi, Ascomycota, Pichiomycetes, Serinales, Debaryomycetaceae. Gene Ontology annotation, cellular component: cell tip; microtubule cytoskeleton. The transcript has a single exon. The record is from RefSeq and is a predicted model, not a curated record. Gene Ontology annotation, molecular function: protein binding. Gene Ontology annotation, biological process: establishment or maintenance of actin cytoskeleton polarity; intracellular protein localization. Bases 1 to 2973 code for a protein of 990 amino acids.
AUGAAUCCAUACGAAAUCAAGAAUCAUCUAGCGUAUGGUAGUGAUCCUACCUUAUCUUCAACUGUGUCAUCACCAGCAACAGCAACUACAACAACAACGCGACCACUGCAAUCACCUCCCAUUAUAUCAUCAAAUCAAGACCCUACAUCAUCAAGUUCUUCAUUGGAGAAUACAAAUCGUUUAUUAUCUGAUUUAGAACGAAAAUUAUCCAUCAUUUCUUCAACUUCUUCAAAUCAAACCCAACAAUCUCAAGCAUCUUCCGUCAUUGUAAAUAAACUGUUAUCAGGUAUAGGUAAACAAAACAUUCAAUCAGCUGUAUUACAAUAUAUUAAAAAUACUGAUAAUGAUACCAAUAAUCAUAAUAAUAGCUCCCUGGAUAAUUUCUUUAAUCCAAAUGAAUUAUAUCAAGAACGUCAAGUUAAAUUAGUUACUAAAUUUGGUAACUAUUAUAAUGAUGAUAAACAACAACGGAAAAUAAAUCAGACUAAUACUAGUAAUAGGGGUAAACUCGAUGAUUUUAAUGAUAUUGAAAGUCAAGCUUCAACUAUAGAUCAAGAAAAGGAAUUAAAUCUUCAUGGUAAUAAUAAUAAUAACAAUAAUAAUAACAGCAUCCACACGAAUAGUACAACCAGUCCUAACACUGAGAGUGAUAAUGACCACAAUGAUGAAGUCAUUCUUUCAACUCCAAAUUUGCAUACUGUCGACACUAGCAUAGAAGGUGUUAAUGUCGAUGAUCCUAUUGGUAUAGAUACCGAAGAAUCAAUUGAAAUAAAUCAUCCUAAAACACUUACAGCUGAGAAUGAAAACCUUAAUGAUAUAAUAGAUGAACCAGUACAACAGAAACAAUAUGGAAUAUUCUUUCGAGAUGAAGUCGAUGAUCAUCGUCAUGAUAUUCACGUUGAUGAAGAUGAUGAAGAUGAAGAAUAUGAAGAACUUUUAUUACCCCCUUCACCUCCUAGAUCACCUCCACGAGAUAUGGAUCCUAGUAAGUUAUAUGGAUUAUAUGAUUUUUCUGGUCCUGAUCCUUCCCAUUUAACUUUAAGUCGCGAUGAACCCGUUUAUUUAAUUAAUGAUACUGAUAAUUAUUGGUGGUUAGUACGUAAAAUGAAUACAGAAGAACGUAUCAAAUAUGAAAGACUCAAGAACUUAACUGAUGAUGAAGAUGAAGAUUAUAAUAAAGAAAAUGAAGAUGGGAAAAUUGGGUUUGUUCCAGCUGAAUGUCUUGAAACUUAUGGUGAAAGAUUAGCCAGAUUAAAUUGUUUCAAAAACGAAGAGUUAGAAAAAUCUUCUAAAGAUAAUUUACUGGAUUUAACCGUUAAUAAUCUCACUAAUAAUGAUAGUACCAGUUCAUAUGGUCUUGGUAUAAUUAAUGAAUCAGGAUUCUUCCAAUCAGAUGAUAGUUUAUCAAGAAAUAAUAAUAGUUCAAGUGGUAUCCUUUCCAGAGGUAAUAGUUUAUUAAAGAGAAGUGGUUCUAAAAAGAGUAAUAAAUCUGUUACAUUUGAAAAUCUUGCUGAUUUAGCAUUAGAUGAAGAAGAUGACGACGAUGGUGAAGACGAUAAUGAUAAGAGUAAAGACAGUAAUGAAAUAGAAGGAGACAUUUUAACUAAUAACGAUGAAGAUUUAAUAAGAGAGGAAAAGAAAAAAGCGGGAUUUGAUAUUGAUAAUUAUUAUGAUAUCCCUCAUAGUGAAAUCAAUAAGAAUUUGAAUGAUGAUCUUCUUGCUCCUCAUAUUAAUGACGAUGAAAAACGAUCUGAAGUUUUAAGUGAUGUGUAUCCUACUGAAACUCCAUUGAUUAUAAAUAAAAAUUCUAAGAAAACAUCUCCUACCAUAAUAUCAUCAUUAACUUCCACCACUGAAAAGACAAUCAAUCAAUCACAACAAACACAACCAUUGCUUAAUUUAAUGCAACCUCCUUCUAAAACGAACAAUCAAGCCAUCAAUCCAUAUGAUACAAUUUCAAUUGGUUCAUUUUCUCCAGAUACACCUCCAAUAGGCUUUUUAAGAUCAAAUGAUUCUCCAUCUCAUCAAUUAACUACACCAGUAGAUGAUAAGUUUGAUGCAAUUGGUAUGGAAAGUAUUAGUGCAGGAAGAGGUGGUCAUGCGAUUGACGAAGGAUAUGUUUCCCCUAAUUUGAAUUUAUUAAGACGUUCAGUGAUUUUAGAUCGUUUGACUAAAGUUACAUCUGAUAUUCAAGAUAGUUUGGAUGAAUUUGAUAUUGAUGAUCUUGAAGAUGAACAAAGUCCAAUUAAAGAAAUAUCUACGAAAGAAUUAUUACCACCAACACCACCAGUACCUACACCACAAGCCAAUGAUUCUUUGGUUAAUAAAGUGAUUGCUUCUAGAAUCUCAUCAACAUCUUCUACUGUAUCAGCUGCAGAACAUACUGAAGAAUCAAUCGAGCAUGAUAAAGAGGUAAAAGUUUAUCAUUCUACCCCUGAACCAGAAACUAGUUUCCAUACUCCUCAAGAAGUAGAAGCAACAUUAUCAGAGCAUAAUAUUAGUAAUAAUUAUCCGACAAUAUUAGUAUCCACUGAUAAGGAGAUCGUUCCUGAAGCAGGAGAAAUUAUUGAUAGACAACGUGAUGAAGAUGAAGAUGAUGAAUUCGAAGAAGAUGAAACCAACGAUCAAGAUGAUGUAGGUCAAAGAGAGCAUGAAGAUAUAACACCAUUAACAAGCAUGAAUUCAUUGAAUUACGGAAUUUCAAACAUCCUAUCUAACACUCCAAAUAAAUUAUCCUCAACAUUAACACCAACUAAUACUACAACUACAAACAAUACUUCUUCAGAAACACCAGUGUCUACAGACCAAAUUACAAGUCCAAUAACUAGAAACAUUCCCUCUUUAACAACUACAACUAAAACUAAUGUGGCUGAUAAAAGAAAAUCAAGACCAGUUCAUGAUAUGUUUAUGCCCAUCUUAGGUAAAUUUGAUGAAUUGGCUGAAAAAUUGGCCGAAUUAGAAGACCUUCUUUAA